GUUUACGAGUAUGGAGAGAGAGAUGAGUGAAGACAGGAAGCUGUGCGGUUUACUGAACGAGAUGCGAUUGGACGGGUCGCUGUGUGACGCGGUGCUCAGAGUGGACGAAGUGGACUUCAAGGUCCACAAGAACAUCCUCUCGGCGUACAGCCCGUAUUUCAGAGCUCUAUUCACAAGAUGGAGCAAUCUGGAUCAGAGUGUGUACAACAUCAAUGGUGUAUCUCCAGAAAUCAUGGAUCUUAUAAUCCACUACAUGUACACGCAGGACAUUCAAGUCACCACUGAUGAAGUGGAGACUCUCUUGGCCACGGCCAAUUACCUGCUUAUCCAAGACCUUGUAAUGAGCUGCUGUGAAUUCAUACAGGAACAUUUAAACCCGGAUAACUGCUUAAGGAUUUGGCAGUACGCUGACACUCACUCGUGCUACGAGCUGCGGGAUCAGGCCUACAUGUACACGUUGCAUCACUUCGAGGACGUCGUUUUUUCACAGUCUGGAAAAUUCCUAGAGCUGACCGUGGAGCAGCUCAGUGACAUCCUGGAGAAGGAUGAGCUGAACAUCAAGGAGGAGAAAACAGCGUUCCAAGCUGUAUUCCUGUGGAUCAGGUAUGAUCCCAGCGUCCGAACGCAGCACAUAGUGAACCUGCUGCCGAAGGUGCGGCUGGCUCUGGUGACUCAGGAAUACUUCCUGGAAAAUAUAAAGAAAAACCCGGUGGUCAGCAGUGUGUGUGAGUGUCAACCCAUCAUCGCCCACGCCAUGAAGGCCAUGUACGUCUCCAACACCAGACACUCACAUCUGUUUACCCGUCCACGGCUCCCGUAUUCCAUCUUGUUUGCCAUCGGCUUCAGUGAGGAAUCUUCUAAGAACAUAGUGGAAACGUACGACUCGAGGCUGGACAGCUGGAUGUGCAUCUCCAGCAGAGAAGAGCAAGUUCGAAUAUAUCACGGCACAGUGUACUUUGAUGGUUUGGUGUAUGUUAUUGGUGGCUCUGACCUUGUGGAAUACUUCAACACCAUGUGCACAUUUGAUCCCCUGGAUGGAACGUGGAACGAGGCAGCGCCCAUGCACUCGCGCCGCGGCAAUGUUAGCGUUACCGUGCUGGACGGAUUCAUCUAUGCCAUGGGAGGCUUCGACGGCACCGUGAGUCUUAACACAGCUGAGCGUUAUCAACCAAGCACCAACCAGUGGAGCCUCAUCCCAUCCAUGCACGAGCAGCGAAGUGACGCCAGCGCUGCCACUUUAAAUGGCAAGAUCUACAUCUGUGGAGGCUUCAGUGAAAACAAGCAUCAUUUCACGGCUGAGUGUUUUGACCCUUAUUCUAAUCAGUGGACCCUGAUUGAGCCGAUGCACAUGCCCAGGAGUGGCCUAGGUGUCAUUGCGCUGAACAACCAAUUGUUUGCUAUCGGAGGUUUCGGUGGAUUCAGUCGGAUGCAGAGCAUCGAGGCCUUUAACCCUCGCACCAACUCCUGGAGGUUUCUUUCCCCCAUGCUUAACCCACGCAGCAACUUUGGCAUUGAGGUGAUGGACGGUCACUUGUAUGUGAUUGGUGGCUGCAAUAAUAAAGGCACAACCUCCAGAUGCGAGUACUACGAUGUGUAUAAAGAUGAGUGGUUCCAUGUCCAGAAUCUGAACAUUUCCCGCAGCGCAGUCAGCUGCUGUGUGGUUUCUGGGCUUCCCAACGUCACCGACUACACCACAGAACGUGAUGGUUUACUCUAGAUGCACAACUUUUAUUAUUUUUAUUAUAUUUUAUUAUUAUAUGUCAUGGUAUUAUUAAUUAAUUGCCUAUUUUAAGACAUAGAGUACAGAUUAGGAUUUAACCUCUAUCUGUCAUUUUAAACAUUUAUUUUAUUGUUUUAAUCAUCUGCGUAAUUCACCUGUGUUUAUGACACAAUAGUCUGUUAUCGGAAAUCUGUAUAAAUAUUCAGGAAUAACUCCUUUUUUUUAUUUAUUUAUUGCAUCUUUGGGAGCUCAGAGUUUAUAUUUAUAUACAGAACAAAUCAAUCAUAUUAUGUAUUAAGUAUUUAAUGUAAGUGUGAUGAGUAAAAGGUACUAAAAGUAAAAAAAAUCGAUUUCUAUAAGUGUAUAACGUUCAUUACGGGAAAUGUUACUUUAUACCUUUAAAACUACUCAGGUGUGUGUCAAUGAAUAUUAAAUGUUUUAAAAUGAAUAUAUAUGAAUAUAACAGUGUUGAUUUUUUUUGGUUCUUUUGCAUUUCAAAAAAAAAAAAAUAAAUCAAAUGUGCUUGGUGUUAAAACACAAGGUUUAAUAUAAAAUGUGUCUUAUAUGUAUAUAGAGUUGUUUUUUUUUACUUUUUAUAUGAA
This is a messenger RNA of Tachysurus vachellii, 2322 nucleotides long. RefSeq names its product kelch-like protein 10. The coding region runs from base 11 to 1717 and encodes 568 amino acids. The transcript is spliced from 7 exons. NCBI's taxonomy places the organism in Eukaryota, Metazoa, Chordata, Actinopteri, Siluriformes, Bagridae. The record is from RefSeq and is a predicted model, not a curated record. Gene Ontology annotation, molecular function: protein binding.